Acaulospora colombiana is the source of this 673-nucleotide messenger RNA. Lineage: Eukaryota; Fungi; Glomeromycota; Glomeromycetes; Diversisporales; Acaulosporaceae. The record is from the annotation of a GenBank genome assembly.
GCAUCAGGAUGUGUUGAACUUGUUGAGUGAAUGUAGGUCGAGCGAAAGGGAAGAUGGAGAAGAUAAAUCAGAAAGGAUUGCGGAAGGAUUGGUUCAAACUCCAUAUCGUAAAAAAAUGAAGAACCAUGAACGAUCGAAUGUCAACGAAGAUGAGAGAAUGAGUAAGGUCAAUCGCAAUAUUGGCAUCAAUAAUUUAAAAUCAUUGAACACCGUUCCACCCCUGAAUUACCUUGGUCUCGAGCUUACUAACGCCGCCGAAUCUAACAAUACACUUGAAGUUUAUCUCGUUAAUCUUCUUAAUAUAGAGAUGAAAACAAUUGUACCCAAGGACUUCGAGUUAUCUGAAGCCUUACUUGAGCAUCUUUCAGCCAACCAUAGUAGUGGUGAUAAUGAUACCAAUGAAUCGUCGCAAAACGAGGCAAUUGAGUCAGAAAUAGCCUUCAUUACUCCUAGAUGUAAUAAUUUUGCCAAAGAAGCAAUGUUCCAUGUUGUUGAUCACCGUUCAUCACGUGGUAGAGACUUGCUGGACGAUGGUCAAACAUAUGAUUCUCGAAAAUUCGAAAAGUCAUCAACUCUCGCGAAUGCCGAGAUUCCCAUUAAUAUGACGGAAGAUGAGGACCAUGAAUAUGAUGGUCAUGAGGACGGGAAUCCUCAGAUCGGUGAGCACCUAUAA